AGAGAGAAAGUUUGUCUUAAGUUUCUUCCCCUCCCUCCUUGCAGGAAGAAUGGAGGAAAGUUCCAGUUCUCCUGUCUCUCCUGUGGAUAGCUUGGGAACCAGCGAAGAGGAGCUCGAGAGACAGCCAAAAAGAUUUGGCAGGAAAAGAAGAUACAGUAAGAAAUCCAGUGAAGAUGGCAGCCCCAAUCCUGGAAAACGGGGUAAGAAGGCCAGUCCCAGCUCCCAGUCUUAUGAAGAACUUCAAAGCCAGAGGAUCCUGGCCAAUGUCAGGGAGAGGCAGAGGACGCAAUCUCUCAAUGAAGCAUUCGCAGCCCUGAGGAAAAUCAUCCCCACACUACCCUCGGACAAACUCAGUAAAAUUCAGACCCUCAAGCUUGCAGCCAGGUAUAUAGACUUCCUCUACCAGGUUCUCCAGAGCGACGAAAUGGACAAUAAGAUGACGAGUUGCAGCUAUGUAGCCCAUGAGAGACUCAGUUAUGCCUUUUCUGUGUGGAGGAUGGAAGGAGCAUGGUCCAUGUCGGCAUCCCACUAGCCCAGCACCCGAUUUCUGGAAGAGUGCAGCUGCCAAAGAGACUGUCCGGUGUGUCUGAGGCUGAAAUAGAAUUGGGAUGAAACCAAGUUUAUAGCUUCUAAAACCUUAACAACCUCAAGGAAACUGGUCCAAGGGACCAUGCUUGACCUCUCGGCUCUAAACUCACCCAGAGAACUGAGAAUGAGUGGAAAAUCAGUGCCAAGGCUAACGAUCCCAAACUUCACUGCAUCUCUCCCAAGAGACAUUCCAGAAAAGAGAAGUGAUGGACAUGUUCGCCUUGGCGGCUGUUGUUGCUGUUGUUAUUAUUAUUGUUCUGGGAUUGUUUUUGGAAAAUCUUGAUUCAGGAACACAUUUAUGACAAAUCUUGGUUUAGGAAUUUUCCCCUUUACUGUGUUCUUUUUUAAUGUAUAUUUUUUUAAUAAAAAUGAAUUUUUGUACAGUUCUGUCUUAACUGGACCAAGGCUCUCAGAAAAAAAAAAAAGUGGAUCCCCCAUUCCUUUCCAAAAGUCCUGCAUGAUUAUUUCAAGUAAGCCUGGAAUUCACAAUCUCACACCCUCCACUUUUUUUGUUUCCCUCCAUGAUUUGCUCCGCUCUGCUUUUCCUUUUGGUAUUUUCUGUUUCAGUGUAUAUGUUGCUUAUUUGUUUUAUUUAUUGAGAUAUUUUAACAAGCUAAGAGACUGCAAUGUUGCUGUGUAUACUGCUUCUCUUACCUAUAAUAAUAAAAAUGUCAUGCAACUA
This is a messenger RNA of Tachyglossus aculeatus (Australian echidna), 1270 nucleotides long. RefSeq names its product twist family bHLH transcription factor 2 (gene TWIST2). Gene Ontology annotation, molecular function: protein dimerization activity; RNA polymerase II transcription regulatory region sequence-specific DNA binding; DNA-binding transcription factor activity, RNA polymerase II-specific. The transcript is spliced from 2 exons. Bases 50 to 532 code for a protein of 160 amino acids. Gene Ontology annotation, biological process: regulation of transcription by RNA polymerase II; developmental process. The record is from RefSeq and is a predicted model, not a curated record. NCBI's taxonomy places the organism in Eukaryota, Metazoa, Chordata, Mammalia, Monotremata, Tachyglossidae.